GAAGUUAGGGGAUUUCAAAAGAAAGUUAAACCGCAGUCAAUUGGUGUCGUCAUGUUCACUACCAUCCAAACCAUCGGUAUAGAAACCCAACGUCGUAGUCCCGGAUAAGAGUGAACCCAGCGGCGGUGACGGCGGCGGUGACGGCGAUAGCUACAACUGUCAACGUCCCUUAAGCUCAAUCGGCCUUACGGGGUCAAAAGAUGGCUCUAUAGACGACAACAAGGACUCAUACGCGCCUGGAUGGGAUGACUGUCAAGUUAGCGGAGAUGGCAGCAACUAUUCUGAGGGUACAAUGUCCAAUAUCGACGAAUUAGCCAAGGCUGUCCCACAGCUUCCCAUAUUCAAAAAGUGGCCGGAUGAGGAACUCAAGCUCCAACGCGAGGUCAUUGAAAAGUACGAAGCGGGAGUCAGACUGUGGACUAAAGAGAAGCUCAUCGGCAUGGAAAAUAUGAUUACGGGCCUUGGCGCCAAAGUGUGCACCUCGCUCUAUGCCGGGUCGGGGGAUUAUAUUGCUUAUAAAGAACCAGGGUACCCAUACAAGGUCGAUUUCCACGGCUACCAAGCUAUGGCUUUUCCGCUUGUCUCACGGCCCGAAGGGAUGGCAUACAGUUCCAUGACCAUUAGCAAGAUGCCAGCCUACACCUACGUACGCAAGGACCUUGACGAACAGGAGAAGAAGUUUACCCAAUGCCAGGCCACUUGGGACGAAAACCCGGUAGGGCAGCAUUUUUACUCGACCUUCAUGAGACUUCCGUUCCCGCCAUAUAUCAACAAGAUCGUGUGUAUCGGACUCGGCAACUUCAUCGCCCCGGGUAGUGAUGACGAGAGCCCGUGUAUGCUGAGUCUUUCUAUGCUAAGGCAUGCGGCUGUCGUUACCGCCGCCGAGGCGCUGUUCAAGCGAUUUGGCCGUCGAAUACAAAUUUUCGCGCAGGACGUUAAGUAUACCCCCGACUGCGCGGCGGUCCUAUUCAGAAAGGGUUUCUCCGUCGUAGGUCGACAUGGGGCAAGUGGAUUAGCCGAGAUCGACGACAUGACGUUUGUGUUUGCUCCCCCUUCAGAUUUCUGCCUCAAGGAGAUCGUAGCGGAUAUCGCAAAGCCCGCAGCUAUGUUUUGGGGCACGGUUUUGACACCGGCAGAAACCGAUAUUUCAACCAGGGUCCAUCAGCUUGUUACCUUCGGGGAGCAUAUCACGUCCGCUUGGAACUAUCAUGUUGCGGAUUUCGAUACACCCCGCGUACGUAUACUCGUCAAGGAGUACGAUGUAUUUCAGUUUCCGUACACCAACCUAUUUGGAUCAGCGUCAAUAUAUACGCUCAGGGGAAUGAGCAUAGCUAACAUUAGAUCCGAAGAUAAGACUUCUUAAUAGCCUUAGGAUUAUAUUUGUUAUGAGUUGGUAGAUAGGAGGUCCGCACGGAUACAGCGUUGGUUGUGCAUU
Molecule: messenger RNA, 1435 nt
Organism: Daldinia loculata
Lineage: Eukaryota; Fungi; Ascomycota; Sordariomycetes; Xylariales; Hypoxylaceae
Exons: 3
Coding region: 293-1363 (356 amino acids)
Source: RefSeq, a predicted model, not a curated record